GAAUUAAUUUUUGAAAUACAUUGAUGUUUUUUUCUUGUUAACAACAAAUGAAAAUGAAAAUGCAAGUAGAUUCUAAAACGUGUUGUGCGGAGCAAUCCCGGAAAUAGAAAAUGGACCCUCAUCCAAGCGCUAGAACAAAUCAAAAGUCCUCAGGAAACUCUAAAAAGGACAGACUUGAUUUAAGCACUCUAAAUGAAAGCUUAUUCACUUGGAACCAUGCAUCAGAGAAUAACAGCUUUGCAUCCAAAAAAACAGGGAAACAGCAAAGUAAAAAUGUCAGAGAUAGCCCUGAAUUACCAGGAAUAAAUGAAAGAUUAGGACAUCUUCGACCUUCAAGAGAAUUACUAGAAUAUUACCGCAAGAAAAUUGCAGAAUAUGAUGAUGAACAUGAACAGCUAGUGAAAAAACUUGAAGAAUAUAGAGUAGCUUAUGAAGAACAGCAUACUAUGCAAUGGGAGCUCCGUCAAAGAGAAGAAGAAAUUGUGGAGUUGCAAAAGGCACUAAGUGACAUGCAGAUUUAUUUGUUUCAAGAAAGGGAGCAUGUUCUGAGACUGUAUGCUGAAAAUGAUCGACUAAAGAUACGAGAGCUGGAAGAUAAGAAAAAAAUUCACACUUUGCUUUCACUUGGUGGAACAGAGGGUGGAGAAGUGACUUACUUUAUCAAGGAACCACCAGCUAAAGCAAUUGUUGAGCAGAGACAUAAGCAGAGGGCUCAGGAUAUUAACAAUAGUGCUGUGCCUAUCCAAAAUCUUGGAUCAAAAGCAGGAAGGAAAAAGCAAGUAACAACUGGCCCCAAUAGAUCUUCUCUAAUUCAGCUGCCAGAAGAAAAAUUGACACAAGAAAAUGAAUUACUCACAUUACAGGUGGAAUCACUUCAGGCUCAACUUGGGGAGCAAACAAAGCUAGCCAAGGAGCAGCUGGAGGCUCUAAUGGAAGACAGAAGAGUUAAAGAUGAGGAGUAUGAAACCAGAAGACAAAGAGAUGAAGAGAAAAUAAAAACACUGACAGAGAAGUUACACAAGACACAAGACCUACUGUAUGAAAGCACAAAAGACUUUUUAGAGCUACGUUUUGAAGGACGUGCUAUGGAAAGAGCAUGGAUGGCAGAGAAAGACAGACUGUUAAGAGAGUUGGAUGUCGCAAAACAACAAGCAUCUGCAAAAAUGAAAGAAACAGUCAUAAAUGCAUCUUUUAAUGAGAAUAAAAUCGAUCCAGAAGAAGUAAAGUCCCUUGAAUUUCAACUCAGUCAAAGUCAGAAACUGGCAGACAACUACAGAGAACAAGUCAUACAGCUGGAAGAUGAGUUGUCUCGACUUAGAGAAGAAGGUGAUGUCACCAGAGAGGUUUUUCAGGAUCGCAGUGAAAAGAUGACAAGCCGGCUCCAGUUAAUGAAUACUCGUUAUCAAGAUUUAGAGAAAAGGCGAAAUCUUGAGGUCGAAGGCUUUAAGACAGAUAUAAAAAAUUUAAGAACUCGACUGAAGGAUGUGGAAAAACAAUUAUAUAAGGUUACUUUAGGAUAUACAGAGGACAUGAACUUGAAGCGACCAGACGAUAUAGACAUGCAAGUUUUAACAAAUGUUAGACGUACUGCUGGACGCUCUAAGCAGUUGGUUGGAGAACUCAAGCAUCUUAAAGCAAAAAUUUACGGGUUGGAAAAUGAUCUUAGACAUCUUUGAGUAAUGAACUAUGCAGUUUUGAAUAAUCAACAUAGCUCAUGCUAUAGAUUUUUAUGUAGUACCCAUGAUAUAGAGUCUGUAGUUUUGUAACUUUUGAAUGGGGCUUAAUCUGAAUUAUUAAGCUAAUUAUUAGAUGUACAUAACUAUUAUCUUGUCAUACUAUUUAUUCAUAUAUUUCUUGACUGUAUCCUGUUAUUUCAUUUGUUAUACUAAUUUAAUUUGGAAACUGUUAUAUUUGUAUGAAAUAAAGCUUGCAUGUCUUUUAUUUGACAUUCCAUAUUUUUGUAAAAAUCGAUUUAGAAUUAACCAAGUUUUUAUAUAUUUUUGUUUAAAUGGUCUUCUAGCAUUGUAAAACACAUAGCCUAUAUUGAAUUGUUAGAUUCACCAUUUCACUUGUAAUCAAAUUUGUUGUAUGAAGUCUACAUUUAUAACUGUUUUCCGUCCAAAAUGGUGUACUCUUUUUAAUAAAUGUAAUUUUUUUUUAAAUUAAA
Physella acuta is the source of this 2167-nucleotide messenger RNA. RefSeq names its product coiled-coil domain-containing protein 77. Gene Ontology annotation, cellular component: centrosome. Lineage: Eukaryota; Metazoa; Mollusca; Gastropoda; Physidae. The record is from RefSeq and is a predicted model, not a curated record.